UAAACUGCCGGCAGUUUUAUUUCAGCACAAUGCCGAAUCGCCCGAAGCGGAAGAGAGAUCGCUGCAAUUUAGUUCAGUAUAUCCUGGCAUUUUCCCUAUGCCUCAUUUUUCUGCCAAUUCCAGUCGACGGAAUGCGAUGCCGGAUUCCGUACGAAAGAGUCCGGGAAAACUACUGCUACUUUGUAACCAACGAAGAACCGCUGCACACAUCGUUCCACAACUUUUGCUACCAGGACAAGCGCACCUCGCGGGUCUGCCUGGAUAGUGACGAGGAGAUGCGGUUCCUGGCCCAGCACCUCUACGAGAUGGGCUUCCCGAAUGGGACCCAGUUCUGGAGUGCCGGCCACCGGUGGCCAGGGGACAACCGCUUCUACUGGAACUACUUCGGAAGAGCCCGCCCACUGGUCUACACGAACUGGGCGCCGGACGAGCCCACUCCCGAAAUGGGCCGCAAUUGCCUGAUCCUCACACUGCAAGGAGGCGAACUGUUGAUGAGCAGUGAAUCCUGCUAUAAGCAAGCUGUCGACAUCUGUGAACAGACGCUGAAUGGCACCGAUUCGCAUUCCAUUAUGCACUGAUCGCCAGAUAUUCCUCAACAUGUCUACAAAUGUACCUACAUACUAUAUCUCGAAUUUUUCUGUUUUUUUAUUUUCAAAAAGAGGUUCUAAAAUAAUAUAAAAAUAUAUAUUGUAAUUCGAAAGGGUAACCUUAAUACUUAAGCUGGUGGAUAUUGUGUUACUGAUAUCGCAGCUAGCCGCACUGACUGCGGUGGUGGCUUUCGACUUACUUUUCGAAAUGCAAUAAACUUUUCAUUAGAACACAACUUGACAAUUGUUAUCAAUAAGGGGUUGUUAACUCGUAACUGUGCACCAACGUUAGAGAUUGCAAUAAAAAAAAAUUGAUAACGUUACACAUACCCUUGCAGUCAUUCCGAAUAAUAAUAAUAAUAAAUAAAUAAAUGUAUAAACUCUCAUAAUGAUGCCAAUCAAAAAUAUAUAUAAUAUAUAUUACAGGUUCCGAAACGUCUCCUUUACUUAAAUUCUGACCAAAUUCUAAUACCCUCUGCAAGGGAAUUAAAAAAUAAAGUACUGUACAAAUAAUAUAUAAGUUUUUAUAUGUACAUAUCAACUGCGGUUGCAAUCACUUUUUGUAGCCGAUAAUUCAGAGUACUGGUCAUUGUAAACAUCAGUUUUGCGAGGCACUUUAGUAGGUUUUGCGUUGCCAUCUGAACAACAUUUUAAAAUGCGAAGAGAAUUAUUUUUCGCUCUUUUUGUGUGGGCUUAUGGUUGUCGAAGUGAGCCUUUGUUCGAUCGGAUCGGCAAUGGCUAUUACUAUAUCGGCAAUGAAAAGACUGCGGGUCAUUACUUUGACUGGUUCAUCGCGAGACAGGAUUGCUGGCGCAGAACGUCAACACUGGUGUCCUUGGAGACGAGGGAGGAGCUGAGGAGCCUGGAGCAAUAUAUCGUGUCGAGGGGCUUUCCCGAUGGCAGCACUUUCGCCACCUCGGGCCAUAGUUUCAACAGCGCGAUACCCUAUUCGUGGGAGGGAGUGGAUGAGCCGCUGACCUUCACCAAUUGGCUGCCUGGCACUCGACAAGAGGAGGUGAGAAGCUAUCUCAGUCUGGAACUGGCCAAUUCCUCGCUGUACAUGCGACCAGCUUUCGGCCACGACGACUACUAUAUCUGCGAAUACAAACUUUCCAUUGGGGUACUUUGGCUUUCCCUGGAACCCAAGACCAGAGGUAUCAUAGUCGUAGUUAUGUUUAUUUUAAGCUUCUGGAUAUUAUGGCUUAUCUACAAAUGGAAAGUGCCUAAUUUCUCAGGGCAACAAGCAGCGGAUAAGGUUAAACUCAUGUCGCUAAGUGUUUAACUCAAUGUGAAACAAAUCAAAUUGGAAAUCAAACAAUUAAAAAUUAUCUAAUUAAUACCAAAGUAGAACUACAACUGUUCAAUGAAAUUUUAAAAUUGAAAUUUUAGUUAAAUGUUUUUUCUAAAAUUAAAAGAUAUCACAUUUUGAUAUCAAAUAAGUACAACAAUUUGUGUGAUAUAAAUUAAUUUUUAUAAUAUAUAAAAACCAUUUUAAUGGUUAAAAUAAUAAAAAAAACAGAAAAGUAACUUAAUCCAGAAGGACGAAGUUUACACGCCCUUAUAAAAAAAUUUAAUUAAAUUAAAUUGGUGUUUAAAUAUAUUCCAUUGUAUUUUCCUAGCUAUGAAGUAUUUGUUAUGGAUCAAAUAAAAAGAAAGAUAAAAAAGAA
Drosophila elegans is the source of this 2254-nucleotide messenger RNA. RefSeq lists its product as uncharacterized. The transcript is spliced from 3 exons. The coding region runs from base 30 to 578 and encodes 182 amino acids. NCBI's taxonomy places the organism in Eukaryota, Metazoa, Arthropoda, Insecta, Diptera, Drosophilidae. The record is from RefSeq and is a predicted model, not a curated record.